Messenger RNA from Anopheles coustani, 3273 nucleotides. It is a transcript of the gene scat, whose product is annotated as vacuolar protein sorting-associated protein 54. The transcript has 2 exons. Gene Ontology annotation, biological process: retrograde transport, endosome to Golgi; Golgi to vacuole transport. Gene Ontology annotation, molecular function: syntaxin binding. Gene Ontology annotation, cellular component: GARP complex. The record is from RefSeq and is a predicted model, not a curated record. NCBI's taxonomy places the organism in Eukaryota, Metazoa, Arthropoda, Insecta, Diptera, Culicidae. The coding region runs from base 210 to 3191 and encodes 993 amino acids.
AGAAGUACCGUGUGGUAUUAGCGGAAGAUUUCGCCAGCCGUGUUGUGUUCACAGUUCAGUCCUUGCGGUGCCUGUGCCCGUUUCCAAUACCCUCUUCCCGUACUAGUUUGUGCAAUUUUCCGUUUCCCGUUUCCGUCAAUUUUGGUGUUUUGCUGCCCUCCCGUAGUGUGUGUGUGUGGUGUUCCCGGCUGUGCUAACAAUAUGUGCCAAUGGCAAAGUCUACCUCGGGAAGUUUCGAUCUGAAAGAACCACCGCCUUGGCAAAGCUGUCAAUAUUGCAUUUCUCCCACGUCGACCAAAACCGAUCGACCGGAUCCACAACAUCACCAGCCCCAGCAGUUGCAGCAAGAUCAGCACCAAUUUCAUAAGCAGGCAUUGUUUACUUUCAAAAAUUCGACUGAGUUCGUAAGACACCUUCGCCAGCAGCACUGCACCGUGGAAGGUGGCUCGUACGUGUGUCGCUAUGGUUACAACGGCGUCUGCUCGUCGUUACCGUUGGACGGCGUUAGCGAUCGCGACUACGACAUGCACGUAACCCGGUGCCACGUGAACGCGCAGCAGAAGGACCCGCCGGUCAAGUGGUCGGUGUAUUCCGCCGCCCAGAACCUGCCGGCCGUACUGAACGAUCCCAGUCGGGGCAAGCAGACGAACUUUUUCACCAAAAAGUGGGGCGACUCGUUCGUGGAGAAUGCCUCGAUCGGUUCAUCGACACGGCUGGCCGACAUCCGGUGGGAGCAGUUUGAUGCCUACCUGAAGCGCAUUGGCAAACGCUACCGGGUGCAUAUGCGCAUCGCGAAUGUCCCGACAGCGGAUGCCACUAGUCAGCAGGCACUCGUCAGCGAUCGCCUUCCAAACGGGGCGACGGCUAGCCUGAAAGACAUCCCGGAGGUGUUCCUGAAGCAAAACCUCGAGCUACAUCAGCCGGGCACGUUUGGGGCGGUGUUUGCCGGCAUCGGCACGGAGGGCGGCGAGCAGACCAAGCACUCCAGCCGCCAGCUGCAGGAACAGCUUAGCCACUACCUCGACAUCGUGGAGGUGCUGAUAGCGAAGCAGGUUUCGGACAAAUCGUCAGCCUUCUUUCACGCGAUGACCUCGCAGGACGCGAUCAUGGAGCAGAUGGCGCAGGCGCUCGCGAACGUGCAGCAGCUGAGGGGGAAGAUUCGGCAGAUCGAUGACACGAUGGUGAAGGAAUCGUUGCAGGUGGUCCGGGCCGAGCGGAUUCGGGCAAACAACAACCGCGUGCUGGAGAAGCUAAAGCUCAUGUCGACGGUACAUCAGACGCAACCGAUGAUCCAGUUGCUUCUGAGCACCCAGGACUACGUGGCGGCUCUCGAUUUGAUUAGCACGACGCAGGAAAUCCUCGGACAGGAGCUAACGGGCGUCCACUGCUUUCGUCAUCUACCCUCGCAGCUGUCCGAAAUGGAGCUGCUGAUCGAUAAGAUGCUCAAGACAGACUUUGAACGCUACUCGACGGCCGACCUUAAUCGACCCUUUGCGACCGUUGACGGUGAAGAGAAAAUGUUGGAGGAGGACAAACUUAUCUGCAUCAUAUCGGGGCUGCUGCGGAAACGUAGUCUCGACUUUAUCGAUACGUACCGAGACGAGGCGAUCACGACGGUGCGAGCGAUCGUGAAGCAACUCGUGAUCGAGGUGAUCGCCACGGGCGAUGCGGAAGUUUGUCUCACCGGUGCGGGCGAGGAAGCGCAAAGCCUCUCGCUGUCCGAGUGGAUCACGCUGCUGGAGGGUGCGACGGGCACGCUGUUAAAGCUGCUCAACCGCAUCCGAGCCGUGCACGAUGUGAUGCACCAGACGGCGGACGCAAGCGCUGGAAGGCUGACGGAUGACGUCAGUUUCAUCGACACGGAAGCGUUCCUUUCAGCCGCGGAUUACGUCGUGGUGCAGAACAAGCUGGCCAAUUUGCUCCAGAGCGUUUGCAACUACUGCCACGAUCGGUGCGCCAAUCUAGUAUCGAAUCAGAGCCUCGAGAAAAGUGCGGCCAGUGCGGAGCAGAUUGCGCAGCUGGCGGAAAUCGUCGAACGGUUUGCCGAUGGGUGCGAAGCGGUCUGUGGGGUCCAGAGUGUCCCGCUGAAGUUGGCCCUCCGGGCGCAGGGUAAUCGGUUUGCGCAAAAGUUUCACGCGGAACGAAAAUCCAAGCUCGCCCUCCUGCUCGACAGCGAGCGCUGGAAGCAGGCGGAAGUUCCAGCAGAGUUUCAAACGAUGGUCAACAGUAUUGCGAGGGGCGACUUUCAUUGGAGUAAAACGGUUCCGGAAGAUCAGCUGCACCACCAGCAGCAAACGAAUGGUCACCCGUUGACGACACGACCUCCGCCGGCAUCUGUACUGGUGGUCGAGGGAGAACCGUUCGCCCUCGUUGGGGCUGCCUUGCUUUUGGUGCAGAUCGUUGGCGAGUACUGCCGGUGUGCGACGCAGCUACCCGUGAUCGCACCGCAGCUCGCCCGCAGUGUGGUCGAUCUAUUGCGCACGUUCAAUUCUCGCUGCUGCCAGUUGGUUCUCGGUGCGGGCGCACUACAUGUGGCCGGCCUGAAAACCAUCACCAGCAGCAACCUAGCGUUAGUGUCCCGCGCACUUCAACUAGUCUUAUGGCUGCUGCCACACGUGAAACGACACUUCCAGUCGCUGGAUGGCGGCCAAAUCCAACACCACCACCAUCACCACCAGUAUUCGCUACCUCCCGCAACGUCAUCCCAACCUCAACCCCUUACGAACGGAAGCUCCACAAGCGCACCGACAUCCGGUGCAACCCUUGCCGGGUUCGGUGGGUACGAGACGGUCGAGAAGGAUUUCGCCAGCCACAUCAAGGAAAUCGAAAUUAAGGUCCUCUCGAUCGUGUGCGAUCUCGUGACCGGGCAGCUCAACAACUGGGACGCCCGGCCGCCCGUUCCCUCGCAACCGUUUCGCAACAUUAGCCGCCAGUUCGUGAAGCUGCACGAAGCGAUCGCACCGAUCCUACCGGAGAAGCAGGUGCACGCCAUCUACCGAACGGUGCAGAAGAACUUCAAGGACAAGCUGCGGGAGCAACUGCUGAAGAACAACAUCACCAACAACGGCGGCCCGCAGCACGGUGUCGUCGUGUCCGAGCUGACUUUCUACAUGGAAACGUUGCGUACGCUCAAGGCACUGCCGGUGCCGGAACUGCACGACGACACGUUGGACGAUAUUUGGCUUAAGUAAAACUGGCACCACAGGUUACAUACACACAGGAUAAGCCUUAACCGUCGUCGGUCGUUCCUUUUUCGCCUUCGGGCGGCCUACG